This is a messenger RNA of Sander lucioperca (pikeperch), 1820 nucleotides long. RefSeq names its product N-terminal EF-hand calcium binding protein 1 (gene necab1). The transcript has 13 exons. Gene Ontology annotation, molecular function: calcium ion binding. Gene Ontology annotation, biological process: regulation of amyloid precursor protein biosynthetic process. The coding region runs from base 135 to 1277 and encodes 380 amino acids. NCBI's taxonomy places the organism in Eukaryota, Metazoa, Chordata, Actinopteri, Perciformes, Percidae. Gene Ontology annotation, cellular component: cytoplasm. The record is from RefSeq and is a predicted model, not a curated record.
UGUGCGUGCAUUUUAUUCCAGCUGCCUUGACCGCGUUAAACCGUCGCUCUUUUUGACCAUUGGCUUUGAUCAGAUAAGAGGUUCAAGCAGACACAUUCUUUUGCACAGUAGGUAUAACUGAAGCUACAUUUUGAAUGAUGGAUUGUUCAGAGGAGGUUCAGUCUAUGUCUGAGGAUCCCACAGCUCAAAUGGAACUAAAAAGGGGAAUGUCGAUUUUCAUAGAUAUUUUACGGAGAGCUGAUAAAAACGAUGAUGGAAAGCUGUCCUUUGAUGAAUUCAAAGCCUAUUUCUCUGAUGGAGUCUUGACAGCUGACGAGUUAAAGGAGCUCUUCCACACAAUUGACACUCAUAACACAGACAAUGUGGACACUGAUGAACUCUGUGGUAAGUUAAUUCUUCACCCAAAUAAGAAUGGUCUGCCCAGCACCGAGGAAGAGGAGAAGGGGUCGCGCGGCCGAGAAGAGAUCAGGAAGAAGGCCAGACAACGGAAAAGCGAGGGAGACAGAACCACACGAAAGGACAAACAGACGGUGCAACAGAACGAGCGCAAAGCGACGAGCGGGAAGACAGGAAGAGCGGAAUAUCAGGAGUCCACCCACCUGGAGCAAUUUGUGACCCGAUUCUUGCUGAAAGAAACGACCAAUCAGCUUUAUUCACUUCAAUGCUCUCUCGAGUGCGCCAUGGAAACCACAGCCGAGCAGACUCGCCAGGAGAAACAGGGCCCGCUGAAGCCAGAGGUUCUGUCCAUCCAGUGGUCAGGUCGUCGCUCCAAUCGGAGGCUUCAGAGAAACAGCAGCCUCUCUCCCAACAACCCUCUCCUCAGUCUCGUCAAUGCAGGUGUUUAUGAGGAAGACAGCCAGUGGAUGAUCCAGGUCAACAGACUGCAGAGGCUUAUCGACCGUCUAGAAAAAAAGGAGAUUCGUCUGGAGCCCGUUGAAGAGGAGGUCUUGGAGAGCAAAUCGCACAUCCUGAUAGUCCAGAGGCAGCUGCCGGUGCUGGAGGACGAGCUGGAGGAGUUUCGUUUGGCUCUCAGACAGUACAUGGAGUGUGCCUGCGCCCAGACUGGAUGUCUACACAUUGCAGUUCAGCGGCUGGCGAAUGAAUCACGCUUCAUUCUCUAUGAAUUCUGGGAGCACAACAAUGUGUGGAAGAAUCACCUGCAGACCAACUACAGUAAGACCUUCCAGAGGGGGAACGUGGACUUCCUGGAAACUCCUGAGAGCAUCACCACCAUGCUGGUUCCUGCCUCAUGGUGGGUCCUCAACAACAACAACUGAAAGUGUUGACGAGCACCCUUCACAGAUCGCCAAUGAUGGGUGCAGAGAGCAAUCUGUCAACACAUCAGGAAGUCCACAGCACACACACACUCUUGAAGUCAUGGUGAUUAGUAUUUAUGACCUCCAUGUUCCUUCAUAGUUAUAGGUGGUAGUAUGAAAUAGUCCACGUGUUUGUUUACAUUCCUAGACGACGCUCUGACGUCAUAAAAGCAAUGACCUCUUCAAACUGAGACCCAUCUGAUGAUCUGACAUCAUCACUGUGUUUGACGUGACAUCAUCUGCAACCCAGGGUAGAUCAUGAGAGCUGUGUGUGUGUGUGUGUGUGUGUGUGUGUGUGUGUGUGUGUGUCUGUGUGCAUGCGUGCGUGCGUGCAUGCAUGCGUGCGUGUGUGUGAGGGAGAGAGAGAGGGAAUGACAGACAUAAUUGUAUCAAUUGUAGCAGCUCUGGGGAGCUAAUUAAACCAUUAUUCUGUUGUUGUAUUCAAUGUGUGAAAUAAGAUAAAAAUCUGUUCAUCACAAAUAAAGAUGAUAUAUUGUUGUGUAA